AGUGUAACGACAAUCGCAUAUACGGUCGUUCGUGGUCACGUAUGCAGGAUGUCGAACAGUCUGAUGUUAACCUCGUAGGGGUGCGUUUAGGGUAUCAGGGGGAAAACUGGGGAAAACCCUGUUGCACCGCUCGAAAAUCUUCCGUUUGAAGAUUCUCUCGAAACGUCGGACGUGGUGCGGCGCACUGGCGACGGUGAAAUCAUAGAGGGGACGACCCCUCUUGCCCUACUCCGUUGGGCGCAACGUCAUUGUGCCGUGUGGGGCCAUGAUCGUCGUAGUGUGUGUGCGUCCCUCGAGCUACGCGCAGACCUGCCCAGUAAAUACGAGGUUUCCGUUCCCGUGUACGUGUCGGAACAGUGCGUAGUAAAGAAGAAAGUUUCGUCUUCUCGGUAUCCCGUGUCACCGGCGUGUCCACCAUGCCGUUGAGUAUUGGGGUUAACCUAAGAGUGACCGGACACUGUAAUCAGGGCGGUCGUAAGUACAUGGAGGACAUGUUCAGCGUGGCCUUUCAGUCCACACCGGAUGACAAAGAUCUUGAAUAUGCCUUUUUUGGAAUAUUCGACGGCCACGGCGGCGGUGAAGCGGCUACCUUUGCCAAAGAACAUUUAAUGAACGAUAUUGUGAAACAGAAAAACUUUUGGAGUGAACGCGACGAGGACGUACUACGAGCCAUCAGAGACGGAUACGUGAACACGCACUAUGCGAUGUGGCGGGAGCUUGACAAGUGGCCAAGAACUGCGUCCGGACUACCAUCUACGGCGGGAACCACUGCGAGUAUAGCAUUUAUUCGCAAGGGCAAGAUUUAUAUAGGCCAUGUUGGAGAUUCUGGUAUAAUACUUGGCUACCAAGAUGAUGGUGAUCCACAGUGGAGGGCUAAGGCAUUGACCAGAGACCACAAACCGGAAAGUGUUCCUGAAAUGUUAAGGAUACGUAAAUCCGGUGGUAAAGUGGUUAUUAAAUCUGGAGUGCCAAGAGUUGUAUGGAACAGACCACGCAUAGGGCACAAAGGACCAGUUCGAAGAUCGACUCACAUAGACGAAAUUCCUUUCCUUGCUGUUGCUAGGUCAUUAGGUGAUCUGUGGAGUUACAAUUCUGAAUUGGAUACAUUUGUCGUAUCUCCUGAGCCAGAUGUUAAUGUAGUUGCAAUAGAUGUUGAAUCGCAUCGUUGCCUCAUUUUUGGAACUGAUGGUUUGUGGAAUAUGUUGACGCCCCAAGCUGCAGUGGCUAUUGUUCAAGCCGCUGAUAGGCAUAACGAAAAACAUCUAAUUGCUUCUCAGCAAACAUGUAAUGGGCAAGCUGAUAACGUACAAUUAUGGAUAAACCCCUCAAAAAGUUUAGUAGAUAGAGCAUUGGAAAGGUGGUCAUCGAAAAGAUUACGCGCUGAUAAUACGAGCGUGGUUACAUUAAUGUUGGAUCCACCAGGUCCAUCUCGUAGCGAGGUUUUAUUGAGUCAGAAAGAAUGUGUCGUACCGCAUCACACUGCACAUACGCCUAUACCUACACCUAUUUCUGAAAAUUUAGAAAAGAUUUCUCCUAAUCCAGUCGCUCGAAGCAUACCGAGACCUUCUCCAAUAGUAACUCAUAAUGUUGAUCUCAAGAAACCAGACUUCUUAAAUGGAAUUGAAAACAACGAUAAAGAAUCAAAAGCAGAGAAUGUGAUGUUAACAGAAAAAGUUGAUGAAAAUUCUGACAAAGCUCAUCAAACAAAAGACGAAAUAAUGCAGACAAAUGUUGAAGAGACUCCUCUAGAUAAUAGUACCCAAGUCAUAGAAUCUAUUUCCGACGAAAUAGUCGGCAAUUUAGUAACAGAUAUCGUUGAAUCCAACGAAGAUACAACGAUGGAAGAAGUUGAAAGACUUGAUAAAAACCAGUCAGAAAAACUACAUAAGCAAUCGGAUAACGUGUUGAUUCAUGAGAACAUUUCCAAAUCUCCUGGACUAGAAAACAAAAACGAUGUUAGCGUUACAAAUGUGAUACACCAAAGUGCAUUUUCUAGUGAAUGUAACGACGUAGACUCUUCUAAUGUUAGCAGUAACGAAACGAAAAGUAAAGUUAUCUCAGAAAGUACUGGUAACGAGAAUGAAAUAAAAAAUGACGUUUUAAGUAAACCACGUCAUAAACAGUCCACGUUAUUCUCUACCACGAGAGCGGAAAUUAGAAACGGACGAAGAAGGCACAGUUUGAACACGCAUUCGCGAAAUACUCUUAUAGAUUCAGGUUCGUUAGAAACAAAGACGUACGUAAAUUCGAGAUUCAAGUUGCGCAGUACAAAGGUAUCGGUGACAGAAAACACAGUGGAGGAAAGUGUAAGAAAUUCGACGAAUAAAACAAGGAGUAGUGCUGUUGGUAGUAAACGAAGACAUAGUGCAAUAUCGCAGAGUGUAGUUAGCACGGCUGACGAAUCGUGUAUGUUACAAGAAACCUGUGUUAAAAGGAGAACGCGUUCGGAAGACCGUCGAAACCCUGUCGAUGAGAACGACCCAGCAAACCAGGCUACAAAAGGUGCAAGUAGUAGUUUGAGUGGCUCUACUACAGAGUCAAACAUCGCUUGUUCCACGACCGGUGCUACAACUGUACCUGUGCAAGAAAGACUUUCCUCGUUGAACACUUUCCAAAGAAAUUUGGGAAAGAAAGCCACGCCAGUAAAGGCGAUCAGAAGACCCUCUUUCAAAGGUCUAUUAAAACAACUGUGGGCUGCUAGUCUUGGUGCAAGAGAGUGGGAUCAAGGAAAAAGUAGUCGGUCAACGAAUAGUUGUAACGAACGAAGGAUAAGUCGAACUAUGUCUCUUAUAGGUUCGUCGGACACUGUUCCGCAACGUUGGCUUAGGUCGGACACCAUUGCUGCUGCGACACCUGUAAAAACAUUGCGUUCGCGUAACGUAGAGAUAAAUGGUCACACGAUAUCUGCACAAUUAGUACAUCAGUACGGAAUGGUAAAGCAAAGUCGACUUUCAUUGCCAAGUAAAUUAAAACAGUCUAGUAAUAACGGAUACCUUCAGUCGAGUAGAGUAAGAUCGUCUUCGUUAUCAUCCGGUAUAAAACAAAAUAAUAGUGAUACUGGAAACGGGACUUGCUCUACGAUCAAUCCUACGAACACAGGAUGCAAUUCUAGUUCCGGAAUGGCUAAAAGAGUGAAAUCACCUUACAAUCCGAGCGCUAGAUCAUUAAGCACGCGAUCUCGAAUUAAACGCCUUGGAAAAUGAGGUAGAGUAACACGUAUUGAUUAUGUUACUUGUUCACAGGGUAUUAUUUCUUACCCUCGUCGUUUUUCUUCAGCGCGUGUUGAUUUUCAUUUCUAUGGAACGUAUGCUGGUUACAAAUAUUGUACUAUCGCAUUUUAUCUUGAAUUUUACGCGUCAAGGAUAUGCUGUGUGCAAGAUCAUUUAUCACGAUCAAGUUUUCCAGACGCCUCGACGGAAUUGGGCUUGCAUUUUAUGGACCAAAAUUCAUAUAAAAAUUAACUUUCUUGUUCUCUGUUUUAAUAUAAUUACCUCCUCUUCAACUGUUUUAAUUGUAAGCAAAUGAAAAUAUUGAGUAGGACAACAGCUUGUUACUGAUGCAAUGGUGUUAAGGAUGUGUCGGGACCCGAAAUCGCGGGCUCGAAUCGGCUUCGGAAAAACUCGGGUAAAAUUGGUCGAGAAUAUGUUUUAUUAUCGUUGCGUUGAAUUGUCAACGUGUUGUAUCGCUGCGCGUUGUGUUGAUAUGCGCUGAAAUGUCAUGAAUUAUCUUGUCACAGGUUACGUAGUCACAUAUUCUAUCUUUUAAAGUAUCAAACACUUGUGCGCAUGCGGAAAUUAUACUCGAUCCCACCCGAAUUUUUCCGAAGUCGUUCCGAAGCUCAACUACCCACCAUAUCGGACUUCCCGCGCAUUCUUAACGGCAUCUUAAACUUCCACGGCACAUUACGGGUGAGAAAUCAAUCGUAUUUUUCAUAUUUGCGUACUUUUAAACGUUACUAAUGUUAGCAAUAAUAUAUAAACACCAAUUGAGUGAUAUAACGUGGUUUCUUUUAUUUUUCGUGUUUCACAUAGACAAAAUCGGAAACUAAUAGAAUUGCACGUGUAUUUUCCGAUUAAUCCUGUUGUCCGCGUGUGGCAUUUUCCAUCAUAAAACACAAUCGUAAUUUUGAUUUAAGAAAGUAUCGUUAUCUUACUUUUUUGAAGAUAACUGAAAUGUUCCUGUUUUUCAGAUAGUAAGCUACUACUAGUUCAAAAUGAAUGCUAGUUAAAUUAUGAUUGACACGAAUCGAAAUGUAUAUUUAUUAGAAGAAGUUUUUCGUUAUCGAAAACUAAUAUUUCUAUUGCUUUGUUCCGCUAAAAUAUCACCUUGGCUUAAUAUUGAGAAACUCCUUCCAUUAUUAUAUGCUUUCUAAUAUUUGACUAGCUUAUCGAGGUGUUAAUUAUAGAAAGGGAAAGCUGAGAAAGUACAUGAACAUAUGUAUAAAUUGUAUGAGAGAUAAAAGAAAAGAUAGCAUGAUUGUAUCAAAGGGAGAAAAAAUGUGUAUAUGUGAAUUAUAGAAAAUAUGUUUUUCCAAUGAUUCCUCUUAAGUGUUACAGUCUUCUAUGAGGAAAUGACUUUAAGGUGAUUAACAAAUAGUUAAAGAGAAUGUAAUUUGCUUACAGUAAGAUUUAGAAAUUAUUAAUAUCUAGAAUGUAGGUACGUAAUCACUGAUCAGCUUUGGCUAAAUAUGGAGUGGUUAUUCAAGAUUCAGUAUAAAAAGCGAGAUGUAAUCAUUAAAUUUUGAUAUUUAACUUUAUAUAAUAACAGCACAAAGUCCAAGCAUCUUUCUACAUCAAAGAUUUUAAGGAUAGCUUGUCAUGAUUCUUAUAUAUCAUUAUUGCGAGUAUUUAAUUGUUCACUUAAGUACGUGUGACGAAGUCUUGAAUAGCAACUGCCUGGUACAAAGCAACAAAAUGACUGUCUAUUAUGCGAUACAAAAUAUAGAUUAUAUUUAGAGCAAUUUAAAGAAGUGGUUGAAUUAAAUAAGUAAUAAAUUCAUUUGUUUAUAGUUGUAUAAUAAUGAAUUGCUGAAAUCAGCAUGCAGGUGUUUUAUAUAAAUCAGUGCUUAAAUUGUUAAGUAGGAAUACAAAUUAUUGGAAAUUUUGUUCUUUUUUUUUUAUGUAUGUGAUUUUGAAUUUGUGGUAUUACUUUAAGAUAAUUUAAAGCAUGUGAGUAGGUAGCACUGCAAAAUGUACUUCAGGUCAAUUUAGCUAAACAUGUUACAAAUAAUUUACUGCUGAUAAUCAAAGUGGUGCAGUAAGUUCAUGCAUGUGUACUACAAUUUUGAUUUGCAUGGUCUACAUAUUCACUAUACAUAUAUUGGAAUUUUCAUUUUUGCUUUUUGUAAAAGAAAUGAUUAAGAAUGUGACUAAUGAUUUUAUUUUUACAAUACAGAUUUUGAAAUCAAUUUAAUUGACGUGAAACACUAGGAAAUAUUUUUAACAAAUAACAUUGUGAUAAAAGAAUUUACUGUGUCCACAGGUUAUUUGACUAUUUAAAAUAUACUUUGGAAAGUACACGUUUAUAUUACUUUAUCAAUAUUUUUAUAUUUUUAUGUUUCAUUAUAGACAGUGCAAAAGAAACAUAAGUUCUGUGAAAGAGUCGAGAGGAAUAUAUGAUAAAUAAUAACACGUGCCUACAAUAGUUACCAUUUAAUUGUAUAUAUAUAUGUAUAUAUAUAAAGUGUAUUAGUACAUCAUGGACCAAGAAGAAAGUUUUUCAUUAGAUAUUAAGCGAUAAAAGACUAAAACAAAUUUUAAAAGGAACGAAUGUUAGACUUAUCCUUAUAAAAAAAUAAAGAGUAUAUACUUUAAGAGUGUCUCUUCUUGGUGCAUGCCAUAAAGUUGUCACUAUAUAUACAUAUAAAUAUAUAAAUAUGUAUUUAAACAUAUACAAAUAUAUAUUUAAAUACAUAUAUAAACUGUACACGUAUAUUUAUAAGGUGUCUAUAUACGUGUAGAUAAAAAUUGUAGAUGAUUAUGCUCAUAGGAGAAGAAAUAAAUAAAAUUUUUGCUAGCGUUUAUUUAUAUACAUGAAAAAAAAAAAAUGAUUAUAAUAUACAUAGAGAAAAGAGUGGAGUAGUAAAGGAUGAAUCCGUCUGGUUGCGCUUGUAGAUAUAACAUUCGCUACAUAGGUCAUCGAAGCUGAGUAUUUUCCGAGAAUUGAAAGAAAUAACAAGAAAAAGAAGGGAUUUAUUAAAGAAAUCAGAAACACGUAGUGAACGAAAAAUUAAUAGUGGUUUAUCUCAGGUUAAGACUAGGUCGAAGGAGGCGAACUUGAACAAAUGUGUGAUCACGUUUAAAAUCUGUAUAUUUUAAUUAAAAUAAACUGAAAUAUACAAAUGCU
This is a messenger RNA of Megachile rotundata (alfalfa leafcutting bee), 6345 nucleotides long. It is a transcript of the gene Pp2C1, whose product is annotated as protein phosphatase 2C. Gene Ontology annotation, molecular function: protein serine/threonine phosphatase activity; cation binding. Gene Ontology annotation, biological process: protein dephosphorylation. The record is from RefSeq and is a predicted model, not a curated record. Lineage: Eukaryota; Metazoa; Arthropoda; Insecta; Hymenoptera; Megachilidae.